GGCAGCCCGUGAGGAUGAACCGUUCCUUGGUCGUAUUAUGAAAUCAGUUCUUGUGUAGAACGUGGCUCCCCUGUAGACUUGGUUCAAUAGGAAGUUAAUUUUGGCAUUAAAGAACAUAUAAUUUAAAGCAUUGUUGUCCUGAAUGGUUCAUCAGGUGGACAGACAAUGGAAAGCACAUUAAGAGCAUUGGACAUCCAUUCAGACCAACAAGAGUAUUAAUAUGAGUUGAUAAAAUUUAUUUCAUUCAUAAUUGUUUAAAAGUAAAUGAUGUUAUUAUUUUACAGCUGAUUCAAAUUUAGGCAGUCUUGAGACCAGGGAAUGAAAUGUUGUUAAGUGGAAAGUGUUGGUUCCCUGGAUUAGGUAUAAUUAAAGACCAUAUGACGGCAAGUGGAGUAAGUCAAUGGUUGGGUAUGGCCCAGAGGACAACCACUUUGUUGUAGAGCUGACUUAUAACUAUGGCAUCGGUACAUACAGACUGGGAACCGAUUUUAGAGGGAUCAAUAUUUAUUCUAAAGAAGCUUUCAAGAAAGCGGUUAAUUGUGGUCUUGCUGUGAUAGAGGAUGGAGGCAAACGAGUGGUGAAAUCUCCUGAUGGAUACAGCUUUGUUUUGGAGGACAAAGAAUGUCAAGGAGACCCAGUGCAAAGUGUAUGCUUAGGGUGUUCAGAUCUGUCAAAAUCUGUGGAUUUCUGGUCUCGACUGUGUGGUAUGAAGAUUUACAGGCAGGAAGACAAGUCAGCACUCUUGGGAUUUGGGGAUAACCAGUGCAAGCUUGAGCUUCAGGAUAUAGGCACAAGUGUUGACCAUGCCACCGCCUUCGGGCGGAUCGCUUUUUCCUGCCCUCGUACAGAGUUGCCAGAUAUCGAGAGGAAGAUGAAGGAGGCUGAACAGACCAUUCUAACCCCACUUAUUAGUCUGGACACCCCCGGAAAGGCCACUGUAGAAGUGGUCAUCCUGGCUGACCCCGAUGGCCAUGAGAUAUGUUUCGUUGGAGAUGAAGCGUUCCGUGAGCUGUCACAGGUGGAUGAUAAAGCCGACGGACUGUUAGAUCAGGGUAUAGCAGCUGACAAAAGUGAAGAGUGGUUCAAGAAGAAAGGACUCAGUAAAGGCACAGCAUGAUAUCAUCCAUUACCUCUGUACUAACAUAUGUUAAAAAUUGUCAGUCCCUGAGGGAGAUAACUGUUAUCUUGUAUUUAUCAAGUACAUAGUUUCUUUGUGUACAAAUACUUUUCAGAAGCAUAUCUAUACGGUAGUCAAUGACUUUGAAAGGGGACAUGUUGUACAGACACAGAUUUCAGAGCUAGAGAGGUGACACAGUAGUCACAUUUACAGAGGUGACACAGUAGUCACAUUUACAGAGGUGACACAGUAGUCACAUUUACAGAGGUAACACAGUCAUCACAUUUACAGAGGUCACACAGUAGUAACAUUUACAGAGGUAACACAGUCGUCACAUUUACAGAGACAACACAGUAGUCACAUUUACAGAGGUAACACAGAAGUCACAUUUACAGAGGUAACACAGUAGUCACAUUUACAGAGGUGACACAGUAGUCACAUUUACAGAGGUGACACAGUAGUCACAUUUACAGAGGUCACACAGUCGUCACAUUUACAGAGGUCACACAGUCGUCACAUUUACAGAGGUAACACAGUCGUCACAUUUACAGAGGUAACACAGUCGUCACAUUUACAGAGGUUACACAGUAGUCACAUUUACAGAGGUGACACAGUCGUCACAUUUACAGAGGUCACACAGUCGUCGCAUUUACAG
Messenger RNA from Mizuhopecten yessoensis (Yesso scallop), 1772 nucleotides. RefSeq names its product glyoxalase domain-containing protein 4-like. The transcript is spliced from 9 exons. The record is from RefSeq and is a predicted model, not a curated record. NCBI's taxonomy places the organism in Eukaryota, Metazoa, Mollusca, Bivalvia, Pectinida, Pectinidae. Bases 401 to 1117 code for a protein of 238 amino acids.